GAUCGAAAGGAGAGUAACAGUCAUCGUCGCCUGAAGCCACUAGUAAUUCGCUUGUCGAGAACUGGCCAUCUCUCUAACCGAUCCAUACAUCGUCUCCGGCUUCGACUCCUCCCAAUGCUGCAACAGCUGACCUCUUGCCAACAACUUAAUCGUACCAAACAGACCGGCCCAUUACUUACACACACAGAACGUUUCGAUUCUGAUGGGUCCAACACACAGAACGAAAUUUUUGCAGCUGGUUUUUCAUCCAAUCGUAAUGCUGGACGUAGGCGACCAUCCUUAUUUGCUUGGUUCACGCUUUACGAGGGCAGUGUCUCUGAGGUCGGGCUUGACAACCUCAAGCCUGGCUCCCUAAUAUGGUUCCGCGUCAGGGCCGCCCAUCAACGGUCUUCCUCAAUAUCCUCUGAGGUGGCACCUGGAGUUAUUGGAUCAAUUCCACCAUCCCCUUCGACCGCAAGCCCUAGCAAUAUCUUGAGACUGCAUGAGGCUAAUGAUGAACUCCGAUGGGGCCGUGCAUCAAAAACUCCACUAGAAGUUCAUCUUCCUGCCACUACUCCGGGCCCACCAACAGCAGCACCGCGGCUAGUUGGCAAUCCGGAGCCUGUGCAACUUCAAAUAUCUUGGCAACCUCCUUGUGAUGACGGUGGCGCACCAAUUGUGGCUUAUGAGGCAAGCGGCUGA
Messenger RNA from Protopolystoma xenopodis, 681 nucleotides. Lineage: Eukaryota; Metazoa; Platyhelminthes; Monogenea; Polystomatidea; Polystomatidae. The record is from the annotation of a GenBank genome assembly.